AUGAGCAGUAUCCAAAGUACCCCACUCAAAAAGAAAAAAUCAAUUUUCUAAAAGAUCAAAAUGUUCUUUAAUGAUAUUCCUGAUGAGCAAAUUGCAGUAAUAAAUGAAGCAUCCUAAAGAAAACCUCCUUAGAUCAAAAAAGUAAAGCUUUUUCUAGAUAAUAGAGUUAAUCAUUAGCAGAGCCAAGUUCUAAUUGCAAAAAUAAGGAUGCAAAACAUUUAUACUUUGAGGAAGACUUUAAUGAAAUAUAACAAGUUAAUAUUGAAGAAUUUGGAGAAUGA
Paramecium sonneborni is the source of this 281-nucleotide messenger RNA. Lineage: Eukaryota; Ciliophora; Oligohymenophorea; Peniculida; Parameciidae. The record is from the annotation of a GenBank genome assembly.